CGGUGAAGCGUGUCGGAGAGCGGACAUGGGCGCCGACAAUUUCUUAGCGCGCCAAGAGAUUCUCGCCAUCCUCAGAAUCUCUUGACGCGCAGAGCUGCAUUACCGCAUUCACGCGUACCGCCGCCAUGGAUGAUCUCUACGACGAGUUUGGUAACUUUAUUGGGGAGGCCGAGUCCGAUGACGAAGUCCAGACAAAUGGCGACGGGGCGGACGCCUAUGUUCUUGACGACGACGAGCCCGAGGAUGCGGAGGUGAACGAUCAGCAGCUCAUGGAAGUCGACGAUGGCCCUUCAAACGCCGUAAUCCUACACGAAGACAAGCAAUACUACCCAUCUGCGGCGGACGUAUACGGCGACGAUGUCGAGGUUCUGGUGCAGGAGGAGGAUACACAGUCGCUGGCGCAACCAAUUAUUGCGCCAGUUGUGCAGAAGAAGUUCACAGUGCAGGAGGCAGAUCUGCCGCCUGUGCACUACUCGAGAGAGCUGUUGACGGACUUGAUGAACUUCCCAGAUCAGAUUCGAAACAUUGCGAUUGCCGGACACCUGCACCAUGGAAAAACUGCAUUCAUGGAUAUGCUGGUGAUGGAGACACAUGAUAUCCAAGACCGUCUGGAUUACAAAAAGGGCAAGAAGAGGGAGGAGCAGCUGCGAUACACCGACGUACACAUCCUCGAGCGCGAACGAGGCCUCUCGAUCAAGGCCGCCCCGAUGAGCUUGGUCCUGCAAAACACAAAGUCGAAGUCGCAUCUCUUCAACGUUUUGGACACACCCGGACACGUCAAUUUUGCAGACGAAGUUGCAUCGUCUUUACGCCUGGUUGAUGGAGUGGUGCUGGUUGUUGACGUUGUAGAAGGUGUACAGGUGAACACGGAGCAGGUCAUCAAGCAUGCGGUCCUGGAGGAUCUUCCAUUGACCUUGGUCAUCAACAAGAUGGAUCGUUUGAUUCUGGAACUAAAGCUCCCACCCAAGGAUGCCUACUUCAAGAUCAAGCAUGUCAUUGAGGAGGUUAACACAGUCAUUGAGAACACGAUCCCCGGAAGAGGCGAGAGCAGGCGAGUCAGCCCUGAGAAGGGCAAUGUUGCAUUUGCCUGCACCAGCAUGCGAUGGUGCUUUACUAUUCAGUCUUUCGCAAAGAUGUACUCAGACUUCUACCCAGGACCAUCAAAGUUGCCAGGAUUUGGAGUCCCAAUGAAGGGUUUGGAUGUCGAUAAGUUUGCUUUGCGACUGUGGGGCGAUAUCUUCUACAACUCAGGUAGCCGAAAGUUCAGCCGAAAGGCACAAGAGGAGGGCUCACAGCGAUCUUUCGUACACUGGAUUCUCGAGCCAGUCUACAAGCUCUACUCUCAUACGCUUAGUGAGAGCUCGGCCGACCUCAAGGACACAUUGAGCGCACUCGGCAUUCACCUCAAGCCCUCGGAGUACAAGACAGAUGCGAAGGAGCUGAUGCGCCUGGUCUGCCAGCAAUACUUUGGGCCAUCUUCUGGUUUUGUUGAUAUGGUCACCCAACACGUUCCGUCGCCAGCAGAAGGUGCGAAGAGGCUACUUCAGAGGCACUACACUGGGCCUCUGGACUCGAAGACUGCAGAGGCUAUGGAAAAGUGCGACCAGGAUGGGCCUCUUGUUGUACAUGUGACGAAGCUUUUCAACGCCACAGAUGCGAAGUCCUUUACAGCAUUAGGACGAGUCAUGAGCGGUAUUGCCAAGUCGCCGCAAUCGGUGCGUGUUCUUGGUGAGGGCUAUACCAUCGAGGAUGAGGAAGAUAUGGUUGUUGCCACCAUCACAGACACAUGGAUCGCCGAGUCGAGAUACAACGUACCAGUCAGCGGUGUGCCAGCCGGAAACUGGGUGUUGCUGGGUGGUGUCGACAAUUCGAUUGUCAAGACGGCAACAAUCGUUGCAUCGAAGCUUCCCGAUGACGAAGAAGCGUACAUUUUCCGACCAAUCCGCCACUUCUUUGAGUCCGUUUUCAAGGUAGCGGUGGAGCCAAUAAACCCCUCCGAGCUGCCUAAGAUGUUGGAUGGUCUCCGCAAGAUCAACAAGUCAUACCCACUCAUCACCACAAAGGUGGAAGAGUCAGGUGAGCACGUCAUUCUGGGCACUGGCGAGUUGUACAUGGACUGCGUUCUACACGAUUUGCGACGACUGUACGCCGACAUGGAGAUUAAGGUUUCGGAUCCGGUAACGAGAUUCUGCGAGACAGUAGUCGAAAUGUCUGCCAUCAAGUGCUAUGCCAUGACGCCAAACAAAAAGAAUAAGCUCACCAUGAUUGCUGAGCCGCUGGAUCCAGGUAUUGCAGAGGAUAUUGAGGCUGGCAAAGUUAACAUCAAGGAUCCUGUACGCGUGGUUGGUAAGUUUUUCGAAGAGAACUACGGUUACGAUCUCCUCGCGUCGCGUAACAUCUGGGCCUUCGGGCCUGACGACAUGGGUGCCAACAUCCUCCAAAACGACACACUGCCCUCAGAAGUCGACACAAAAACUCUCCGCACUGUCCGCGACACAUUACGGCAGGGAUUCAGUUGGGCGACGCGUGAAGGCCCGCUGUGCGAGGAGCCCAUUCGCAACACCAAGUUCCGCAUUACAGACGUCGAGCUGGCAUCAGAAGCUAUCUUCCGCGGAGGUGGUCAGAUCAUCCCCACCAGCCGCCGAGCUUGCUACUCGAGUUUCCUCAUGGCGAGCCCGAGGUUGAUGGAGCCGGUUUACGCCUGCAGCAUGACUGGUCCCGCUGAUACGAAGAGCAGUUUGUACACAGUGCUUGCCAGGAGGAGAGGACACGUGCUGCAGGACGGGCCGAUUGCUGGUACACCGCUGUAUAACGUGAGGGGACUCAUCCCGGUCAUCGAUUCUUUUGGCUUCGAGACCGAUUUGAGGAUCCAUACACAGGGCCAAGUCUCGCUCUCCCUUGUCUUCGACCGCUGGUCCAUUGUGCCCGGCGAUCCUCUUGACAAGGAGAUCCAGCUGCGACCCCUCGAGCCCGCGACCGCACAAGCACUCGCCAGAGACUUCGUGCUCAAGACAAGAAGGAGGAAGGGUCUGGCUGAAGACGUGACUAUCAGCAAGUUCCUGGAGCCAGAGCUGUUCAGGAGCUUGAAAGAGAGCGGCGUGCUGGACGGUUGAGGCGGAUACUGUAUGAUAUAAAAGUGGCGUUAGCGGCGCAGCGACAACUCGUGAAGCGUGAGUGUCAAAAGCAUGAGCUCGACUGAAUUAUACCCUUUCAAGACAGAAUUGGUGUUUCUGUACUGCGACGCU
Molecule: messenger RNA, 3245 nt
Organism: Boeremia exigua
Lineage: Eukaryota; Fungi; Ascomycota; Dothideomycetes; Pleosporales; Didymellaceae
Product: P-loop containing nucleoside triphosphate hydrolase protein
Exons: 3
Coding region: 126-3113 (995 amino acids)
Biological process (GO): mRNA splicing, via spliceosome
Cellular component (GO): U2-type catalytic step 2 spliceosome; U4/U6 x U5 tri-snRNP complex; cytosol
Molecular function (GO): translation elongation factor activity; GTPase activity; GTP binding
Source: RefSeq, a predicted model, not a curated record